AACAGAGAAAAAAGAUGCAUUUCGGAGGUUUCCGCUCCUGAUCAGGCACAUUCCUCCGCAUUUCGCAUAGCCAGCGCUUCUCUCCGGGCUUCCGUUUUCCUUUUUCGGGGCUCCCAUCCUCCCCCCGCCCCGGCCGGUUUCGUCGCCCACCUGGAUCGCGCCCGCCUCGCUCAGUACGAGCCGAGCCGAGCCGCCACCGCGGAGAAAAGGGACCGGGCUGCGCUGUGCGGGUUGGCGCUCCACGCGAUGCGUCUGUUUCUGCUGGCGGUGCUCCUCUCGUGCUCCUGCGCGCGGGCCGGCUGCGAGCCCAAGAUCGUGAACAUCGGGGCCGUCCUGAGCCAGAAGAGGUACGAGCAGGUGUUCAAGGAUGCCGUGAACCAGGCCAACCAGGUGUACGGCCGGGACAAGUUCAAGCUGAACGCCAUUUCCGUCACGCACAAGGCCAACGCGAUCCAGAUGGCUCUGUCGGUGUGCGAGGACCUGAUCCACAGCCAGGUUUACGCCAUCCUGGUGAGUCACCCUCCUCAGUCCAGCGACCAUCUCACCCCGACGCCCGUCUCCUACACCGCCGGCUUCUACCGCAUCCCGGUGGUGGGGCUCACCACGCGCAUGUCCAUCUACUCCGACAAAAGCAUCCACCUGUCCUUCCUGCGGACGGUCCCGCCGUACUCCCACCAAGCUCACGUUUGGUUCGACCUGAUGCGCGAGUUCAACUGGAACCACAUCAUCCUGAUCGUCAGCGACGACCACGAGGGCCGGGCGGCUCAGAAGAGGCUGGAGACGCUGCUGGAGGAGCGAGAGACGAAGAAUAAAAAAAGGAACUAUGAAAACCUCGACCAACUGUCCUAUGACAACAAGCGAGGACCUAAGGCAGAGAAAGUCCUACAGUUCAGUCAGGAGACAAACUUAACCGCGCUGCUGCUGGAGGCUAAAGAGCUGGAGGCCCGAGUCGUCAUCCUGUCCGCCAGCGAGGACGAUGCUGCCGCCGUGUACAAGGCGGCCCGCUUCCUCAACAUGACCGGCUCGGGCUACGUGUGGCUGGUGGGGGAGCGGGAGAUGUCCGGUAAAGCUCUGAGCGAGGCGCCUGAUGGACUGAUCGCCCUCCAGCUCAUCAAUGGGAAGAACGAAUCGGCCCACAUCACCGACGCCGUGGCGGUGGUGGCCCAGUCCAUCCAGGAGCUGUUUGAGAAGGAGAACAUCACAGAACCACCGAAAGGCUGCGUGGGCAACACCAACAUCUGGAAGACGGGGCCUCUUUUUAAGCGAGUGCUGAUGUCGUCCAAAUAUCCGGAGGGUCUGACUGGACGCGUCGAGUUCAACGACGACGGAGACAGGAAAUACGCCCACUACACCAUCCUCAACUACCAGAAGUCUCGCAUGGUUCAAGUCGGCAUUUACAACGGCACACAGGUGGUGAUGAACAAUCAGCGCAAGAUCAUCUGGCCUGGAGGGGAGACGGAGAAACCGCAGGGCUUCCAGAUGUCGACCCGAUUAAAGAUUGUGACGAUUCACCAGGAGCCGUUUGUGUAUGUGAAACCGACGAUGCAAGACGGGACCUGCAACGAGGAAAAGGCAUUAAAUGGAGUGAUUAUAAAGAAGGUUAUCUGUACCGGGCCCAACGAGACCAUCCCAGGGCGUCCCAUCGUGCCGCAGUGCUGCUACGGCUUCUGUGUCGACCUGCUGAUCAAACUGGCCAUGACCAUGAACUUCACCUACGAGGUCCACCUGGUGGCUGACGGGAAGUUUGGAACCCAAGAGCGGGUGAACAACAGCAACAAGAAGGAGUGGAACGGCAUGAUGGGAGAGCUGCUGGGUGGGCUGGCUGACAUGAUUGUGGCCCCGCUGACCAUAAACAACGAGCGUGCCCAGUACAUAGAGUUCUCUAAACCCUUUAAAUAUCAAGGCCUCACUAUUCUAGUCAAAAAGGAAAUUCCUCGAAGUACGCUGGACUCAUUUAUGCAGCCGUUCCAGAGUACGCUGUGGCUGCUGGUGGGUCUUUCGGUGCAUGUGGUGGCGGUGAUGCUUUACCUUCUAGACCGGUUCAGUCCAUUUGGAAGAUUUAAAGUAAACAGUGAGGAAGAAGAAGAAGAUGCCCUCACCUUGUCAUCUGCCAUGUGGUUCUCCUGGGGAGUGUUGCUGAACUCUGGAAUUGGAGAAGGUGCACCGCGCAGCUUUUCAGCGAGAAUCCUUGGCAUGGUGUGGGCUGGUUUUGCUAUGAUCAUUGUGGCUUCUUACACUGCCAACCUGGCUGCCUUCCUGGUGCUGGACCGGCCUGAGGAGCGCAUCACCGGCAUCAAUGACCCAAGGCUGAGAAACCCAUCUGAUAAAUUCAUCUACGCCACGGUGAAGCAAAGCUCCGUGGACAUCUACUUCCGACGACAGGUGGAGCUUAGCACUAUGUACCGCCACAUGGAGAAACACAACUAUGAGAGUGCUGCAGAGGCUAUCCAGGCCGUGCGUGACAACAAGCUGCAUGCUUUCAUCUGGGACUCUGCGGUGCUGGAGUUUGAAGCCUCGCAGAAGUGCGACCUGGUGACCACGGGAGAGCUGUUUUUCCGUUCGGGCUUUGGCAUAGGCAUGCGCAAGGACAGCCCCUGGAAACAGAAUGUGUCCCUGGCCAUUCUCAGUUCUCAUGAGAACGGCUUCAUGGAAGACCUAGAUAAAACCUGGGUGAGAUACCAGGAGUGUGACUCACGGAGCAAUGCCCCAGCCACACUCACCUUUGAGAACAUGGCAGGAGUCUUCAUGCUGGUGGCCGGAGGCAUUGCGGCGGGGAUCUUCCUCAUCUUCAUCGAAAUCGCCUACAAACGCCAUAAAGACGCCCGCAGGAAGCAGAUGCAGCUGGCCUUUGCGGCCGUCAACGUCUGGAGGAAGAACCUGCAGGACAGUAAGGAAGCCUCUGGAAGUCAAGCGGUGACUGGGACUCCCUCGUUACCCUCUUCCUCUGUAGAGACUCAGGAUGAUAGGAAAAGUGGUAGAGCAGAGCCCGACCCCAAAAAGAAAGCCUCUUUUAGGUCCAUCAGUACCACCCUGGCUUCCAGCAUCAAGAGACGUAGGUCCUCCAAAGACACGCAGUUCCCACCCACUGACGCCACGGGCCAGCUCAACCUGUCUGACCCGUCCGUCAGCACCGUGGUGUAGAAACAAAACACAAAAACAGAGAGAGGGAGAGAAAGAAAGAAAGAAAAGAAAAGAAAAGAGAGCGACGCUGAGGCCGUUCACGAAGCAGACGAGUCAGAAGAAGAAGAAGGAAAAGACUCCAUGUUUCCUUGAAAACCUGGAGAAGAAGAAACGACUCUGAUGAACUUUGCACCUUUUUUAAAAACAAAACCAGUAAAACCAGGAUUCUCUACCUGGUCUUAGAUGUUUUUAGGAUUGCUAAGCAUGCACAGAAGAACCCAUCUUACCCACAUAUACAAUCUUUUCCUUCUGUAUGUUAUUACCUUAGCCUUGUUUUGUCCUUUUACUAGCAUAAACUUAAUGUUCGGUGUUUGAUUUUUAUCGAUUUCCUGCGUAGCUUUUAGACAAACGGUUCAUUUUAGGGAUGAAAAUCUGUUUUCGGUGACGAUGUUUCUCUUCCAGUUGAGGCUAAAACAGAGCAGAAGAAUCGACUUGUGCUGCAAUACGAAAAGAGCUAGAGAUGAAUUAUUUUUAAUAGGAAUUAUAUCUGAGUUUUUAUCGACACUUUAAACGUUUUUAGACAUUUUAUUGGGAAUAAUGGCACUUAGAAAGGAGCUUCUCGUGUCUUCUGGUGAAAAUGAAAGCAUGCGUGUGCUUGUAUAUGAAAACGUAGAAGCUUUAUGUAUUUGAAUGAUGACAAUGAUUAAUGCAAUUUCUAGGAAACGUUUAUUUGCACUUACAUGCCCAAGGCAGCUUUUUUAAAUGUUAGCAAAAGCUUUGACUACUUAGUUUUCCAUUUCUUAAAAAAAGGAGACGAUAAAAUGGAUUUGAAAAUGUUUUUUAUUCUCUCUUCCUCUCUCCUGCAGCCUCAGUCUUUCUCGCCUCCAGCUCUUGGAAGGGGUUGCAUCAAAGGGCCGCGUUCCCCAGCCAACCAGCACUCGGCCUUUCGUGCAAAACCGAGUGUGGCGAACUUUUGCACGAAACGACCAGAGUGAGUCGAAAGCUGCAGCCGCGUCUCGGUUAGCUGGGGAAACGGGCCGUUUCCCGUUUACUGGGGGUGAGAAACACCCGCUGCCUCCAAGCUGGAGCCGUCCGGCGCCGCUGUGCACUUUAUCCUGAUUGGUCUCCUUAAUUUAGCUGAAUCACCAAGGAACUGCAGCUCAAAACUACCCAGAAUGCAUUUUACUUUCCAACAGAACCAAGCUGCUUGUAAAGCCUCUGCAUGCUUCUGUAUUGAUAACACAACAUAGUGCUUUUGUUUGUUUCUGCAUAUUUGCCAUGUACAGUAAACUGAGCUGUGAGGAAACUUAAACUGAACGACGUGUAAAUAUGUGGGACGUUGAGCUGCAGCUGGAAACCCGGAGAACUUUUGAGACUCAGAAACGCGUCCAGACGCGCAGCAGGAAACCCCGACGGCGACGUUCCUGUUUUGUUCCUACAUUCUGCAGCUUUAAACCUUCACGUUUCUACUGCUGUAAAUAAAGACAUCCACAA
This is a messenger RNA of Xiphophorus hellerii (green swordtail), 4614 nucleotides long. It is a transcript of the gene grin1a, whose product is annotated as glutamate receptor, ionotropic, N-methyl D-aspartate 1a. Bases 247 to 3141 code for a protein of 964 amino acids. The transcript has 23 exons. The record is from RefSeq and is a predicted model, not a curated record. NCBI's taxonomy places the organism in Eukaryota, Metazoa, Chordata, Actinopteri, Cyprinodontiformes, Poeciliidae. Gene Ontology annotation, molecular function: ligand-gated monoatomic ion channel activity; signaling receptor activity. Gene Ontology annotation, cellular component: membrane. Gene Ontology annotation, biological process: monoatomic ion transport.